[Torrubiella] hemipterigena is the source of this 6231-nucleotide messenger RNA. NCBI's taxonomy places the organism in Eukaryota, Fungi, Ascomycota, Sordariomycetes, Hypocreales, Clavicipitaceae. The record is from the annotation of a GenBank genome assembly.
GCUUGGGCUUUUGGCUUCGACAACCUGACGACCCCCUUCACACACACGCGCACAGAAGCUGUGUCUGGCCUGAUACUUGGUCUGUUGCAUUACUUUUGCGCCCGUUGCUGCAUAAAACCUCCUCCAUCGCCCUGUUUCUAUCCGUCCCUCGACUCUGCAGCUUGUCAACUCGGCCCUGUGAAGGGAUUGCUGCUGUUCGCCAACAACUGCUUCUCCCACAUCCUCUCUAGCAGCUACAUGGCUCUAUAAACGAUUUAUAAAUCCCAGCGAGCCGAUACAAUUAGCCCAAAACAACAUCAAUCCAUUACAACAAUCAAAUAAGUUGCGAAAUUCGCGAGAAACCUCGACGAUCCCCGCACCAUCGACAAAGGGGGCAACAUCGCCGAAUCGAUAUUUGCUGCUCUGCACCGCGAGAGGUCUGAGCAGAGUAUAUCUCUUGCAAUAGACGGAAAUAAAAAUCUACACACCUGCCAAUACCUUUAAGCAAAUAUAUCACAAUGGCUUCUGAAGAGGAACCACGCCCGUCGCUGGCCUCAGAGACAAGUGUCCGCCUCUCGCCCAUCGAUCCCAAAGCUCCAUCGGCACCGCCUCAGCCUGAGUUUACGCCUCUCGUAUCAGUCGUUGGGUUUCAUCAUGCACGCGGCCCUGAAGUCGAAUCAUGGUUCGGUGUGGAAGACGGCUUUGACCCCGCUGCUGAGUAUGGCUGGGGUUUGCUGUCGUUCAUGGCCCUUAGUGAUGGCGCCCAUGCAUCCGAAGAAGACUUUUCGUAUUUCACUCUAUUAAAGCCCGCCACUGACACCACGCCAGCCACAUCCCUCUUCGGCAUCUCUUGCUCGCGACAACUUGACGCCAACGCCCUCAUCAAUAAACCAGCGGAUGUCACAAGAUCGACUGUACAAAAAGCGGUUGUCGUUAUUGCAGAUAGCCCCCAAUACUUCGGCAUGUUGCGCGAACGCUUAGGCAUGGUGACACACGCUUGGUUUGCUCAGCGUGAGUUUACUGACGUGGAGAUCCUCCGUCGCUUCCAAGAGAGUCUUGCGGAUGAAAAGUCGCGCGGAACUUUGAGUGAGGGAGCCGUAAGCCGCGAUCAAUAUCUCGGAAUGAGCUUGAGAGAGCUUAUCCACGAGUUCAAGUGGCAGACUCUGGUGCUACUCAAAUGCUGUCUUCUACAGCCAAAGAUGCUCUUCUUUGGCUCACGAUGUGACAGACUGUGCAUGGUGCAGUUCUCGCUGAUUUCACUGAUACCAGGAUUGAUCAAGAACUUGCAGGACUGUGCUGACCCCGAAUUGAACAAGUAUGCGGAGACCUUGGUUCAGCCGACAACCCUGCAGAGCAGCAACCGCAGCUCACUUUUACAGUUCAUGGGAUUGCCAUUGCAGUUGUUUGGUAAAGGAAGCAUCUUUGGGCCCUAUACGCCACUACAGCAGCUUGAUCUACUAGCGGAUGUUGGGACAAAGUCCUACAUUGUCGGUAGCACCAACUCUCUUCUACUUCAACAGAAAGACAAAUAUAGCGACAUCAUCAUCAACCUUGAUGACAACACCAUUGGCAUUUCUUCCCCAUCACUCCGCUCCGCUCUUACUCUCACAGCCGCAGAUCGCCGGUGGAUCGACUUCUUGACGCAAGAGAUUAACGAAACUUGGGAUGAGACGAACCCCAGCCGACCCAAAACAAUGCAGUACGCAGGCAGCGAAGAGUUCAUCAGAUCGCAAUUUGAAGCCUACAUUCUAGGCCUGAUCUCAUCUGUCAAGUACCACAACUUUUUGCAGGCUCAGGCGGGUGGCUCGAAGAACCCUCUUGCCCCCCCGGAAGAGGACCCCGUCGUGGAUUAUGGUCUAGAGUGGAUAGAAGCAUGGUUAAAGACUGAAAACUAUCGCCUGUGGAAUUCCAAAACAGAUCCCAAUCUCUUCGCUGUGUCAGAGCCAAAGCAUCCUUCUGCAGGCGGGCUUACCAUUGACGAUGUCCAGCGACGUAUUGCCGAGCAAGUCAAGGAUCUUCAUAUUGACGAGAAGCUCGCCCAAGGCCGUGAAAUGCUUGGCAGAAAUCUUGCUGCCGGACGCGACAAGGCCUCGAGCAUGUUCAACAAGCUAUACAGCGAUAUGGAGUAUCUUCGUGAAUCGCAACGCCGGCGCGCCGAAGAAGCAAAGACUGCCAGUGAAAAGAAUGGUAGUCCUGGCAAGCCUGCGGCUGGGGACGAAAAGGCCCAGGCCAAUUAUCCUGUAGACUUGGCCAAGGCUCAACAGACGAUGCAAAACGUCGGCAACAAAGCUGGAGCCUACGUAUCCAGCUGGGCCUCUUGGGCUGGCGAGAAGCGCAAGAACAGCAACUGGGGCUGGCGCAACAGUGGUAGUGCCAAGGAUACAACAGCACCUAAUACUCCUGGCAGCCCGAUCGAUAAGGACUAUCAGAUUGUCAACCUCCCGUCUGAGUCGAGCACGGCCGGCAAGCCCCGACCCAUCACCCAAGAGUCCUUCGGAGAGAGCAUUCUAUCGAAUGCGAGCAGCUCUGCUGAUCGACCUACAACAGCAUCAUCUGUCGACGGGUCCAGAGAUGCACCCCUUGAGGGCCUCGGUAUCACAACUGGACAUGUCCCUUCACCACCACACAAGAAAAAGGACGAUGGAUUCCAGACGGAGGAUCUUGUUGGUGCCACAUCCAAAGCCAAGAUCGAACAGCCUGUCGGAGAAGACAAAGCUGAACACUCUGCCAAGGAAGUCCAAGCCGAAAAUUCUGUCAAGGAAGCCGAGGCCGCUACAGAGGAAGCUGAAGAGACGUUUAGUGAUGCGCUACCAGCCCAAGAAACCUCGGACGAGUCCGCUGCCGUCGCUGCAAAGGGCCAUGAGGGGACGGAAUAAAUGACACAUGCCAUGAGAAAACAUCUCAAUGAAAAACAUACGCAUCUUGUAGAUACAAAAAAUUACAUCCUAGUUGAUGACUUAAUAGAUCACGAAAACUAACUGGAUUGGGUCAUCAUCAAAAUCCAUUCUAGUAGAACUGCCAUAACUACUUUUCUCCAUAUGUAAGACACUUGCUAAUAUCUCCAUCUAACCAUGCUACUCAGCUGAAAUCCCUUGCCCUUGCCCUUGUCCGGCGACGUUCAACGCCGAGAUCAAAUCUCAAAGUCCAACGUUCUGACCAUCGCAGAGGCCCUGAACUGAUAGGCUGACAACGUCUGUUUUGAGGCCAUCAUUGUUUACAAAUGGAAUCAUUACCGUCUCUAAUAACGCCACUAUGUCCACCACCUAUGCCAGGUAUCCAAGUUCAUCAUCCUCAAGACGCUCAAGAUAGUCCUUGUCCAGAAGAAUUUCGAUGCACUUCUUGAUGUCGCCGACCUUGGGGACGAAGCGACCUCGGAUCUGGUUAAUAGUCUCGCUGAUGAGCUGAGCAUGCUUCAUCUUCUUUCUGGCUUUCAUGAUUCGAACAAUGGCCGACUAGAAACACAAAAUAGUUAGCAUAGUCCUGUUGUAAGUAGCCAUCCUUUAUGUCUUACCUGGAGAACAAGCUUUCGAUCCUCUUCGAUCGUCUUGUUGGUCUCGACCUCUUCCUGUUUAGACUCUUUGACACCACCAAGGUUAAGAUUAACACGAAUCUUUUUGCUCUUGAAGUCGUAGUUCAACUUCAAAAUUUUACCAGGUCCAGGCUUGUCGCCACCUUCAACGAUAAGAACCUUGGCCUUGAGAAUGAUAGCCAAAGCUUGGUCCAGAACCUCUGCACUGAGCUGGGUGGCCGUGAGGAUGUCAUCGUAGGAGUGUGUAUCCUUUUCGUUGAAAACCAACAAAAUAGCCAUCUGGUAGAUGGAGACCUGGAAAGUGAAAGGUGUCUUGCUGCUCUUGCAGUAUCCUGUCUUGAUUUCACCUUUGCAAAGGUGCCAGAGCCAAGUAAGCUUUCUACCCUCGUGCUUGUGCUUGUAGAAUCUGGUAAAUCGUUCAAUUUCAGCAGCAAUAUCAGCAGGCGCCUGGAAAUCAGUGCUAGGAGCUGUCAGGGGCCAGAAGCCAGUACCGAGAAUCGAAAAUGUUGAAUCGACAACCUUGUCGUUGCCAAUGCCUUCUAAAUGGGAGCGGAAGUCUUUGUUAAGAUCCUUUGAAAUUUGGAUAUCUUGGAACAUGCGCUGGAGCUUGUUUGUGUACUCGAAACCGCAAGCCUCCUUCAGCUUGCUGAUCAUGCUAGUCUCAGCAUCGUCUGAAGACGAGUUGCUGUGUACUAAACGUCUCGCCAACAUGCGAGAGUAAAACUUUUGGAAAACAUCUUUAUCUUCGAUGUAUUUGAAAACAGUCAUGAGCUGGGUCAGUGUUUGCUCUAACUCUGCCUCUUCAAUGCUAGUGCUGCUCUUGCGAAGGAGGACAUCGGUAUAUUUGGCAAGUAGCUCGGGCGACUUGUUCGAGCCCGACUUGCAGACUUCGUUGCGGUUAACGAAUUCUCGACAGGCGUUAUCCAGUGAUCUCGUAAAUUCCGGUUCGUCGUUGAAUGCUAACUUAACAAGGCCUUGGUACUGCGUGUGGAUCUCGAGGAGAGCAUCCACGUAUACUUUUGGUUCAAGCUUAUCGCCUUCUGAAGUUUGUACCUUUUGUACAGCCGCAAGACCGGCUUUGCGGACAUGGGUUUCAAACUUGUUUCGAAGAGGCUCGAGACCGUCUGUUAUUCUGGAAAGAAGCUUGUACAUUCGUGCCAUGUCUUCCUCGCGGUUGUUGUCGAGCAGCACCUGGAACUCAUCCCGGAGUAGUACUGAGUGGUCUGCAAUCAGGGCUUGGUUGCAGCAUUUUCUGAGAGGCUGAGCAAUGUCUUGGUGAAGAUACAUAUCGACACGGUUCUCCUCUUCGGCGAGUCGGACUUCUGCCUUCUUCAUGUAUUCCACAACAGGGUUCUCCAAGACAAACUGCUUCGACUCUGCUUGGUAGAAUUCCUUUGUAGCGUCCAAGAAGGGGCGUUCAAAGUGGUAGCGAUAGACAUCUAGGGUCGAUUUAGACGGGUCGGCUUCGUCAAGACCAAGAGAAACAAAAGAGUUUACAACUUUUUUGAUUUGGUCCUGCUCAAUAGUCUCGCCGUUGCGCUGCUUUUCGACGAGCUUAAGGACAGCGUCCAUGACCUUGCCCGAGACCUGGGCGAAGAGCACCUGGCGCCAUUGGACUAGAUGCAGCGUGUAAACAUCAUAAAUGUUCUUCUUGCCCUCGUCGAUUUCUCUCUUGACCCAGUGUCGGUUCAGGUAUCGGAAGAGGUGAUGGAUGUAUUUCGCAGCAACCGUAUAUCUGUCCCAUUCUUUAAUGUAAUAGGCCAGGAGGCCUUCGUCCGUAUGCGACUUGGAUUCUUCAACGAGGCUCUCCAGAUGUCUCUUUAAAUAGUCGAUCAAUUGGUUGUAGAGUUCUUCGCCGAGAAGAUGUGCUAUAAUAUCAUUCAUUGUUAGCCGUUGACAUGCCUCCCAAAUAUCGCAAACUUUGAUGCUUACCGCCACGGUGUUUAGAGUGCAUCGCAGGACCACCAACAGUGACUGCUUUUUGAGAAGUGCAAAAAUUGUGAACCGCACUGCACGAGGUUAGCCGCUACCAAGAAGAAAGACGACGAGUUUGAAUACGACAUACGUGUAAACUCCCAUGUAAAGCUGCAUGUUCAUGCCUUGUUCGAGCUCGUUCAUAACCUUAUUGAUUCCGUGCACCAAGUAGUCCCAGCUGCAUACGAUUAGCUCCCCAUCAUCCACGGGGACGGGUGUCUGGUACUCACGUUGCGUCAACAUCCUCACGGUUAGGCACCGCGGGCAUUUGGCUGGGCGUCGCGGAUCUGGAAGCCAUGGUGAUGAACUGGUAGCGCUGGCUUUUCGCGCGGACGUGAGGCGGGGGUUUCGGAGAGAGGCUACGCAAUGAGCUUUAGCCGCCUUGGAGGCAAGGGCGGCGUAGAGAAGAGGCGAAUCUGAACAGAGAUGAACUGAUGAUAUGCAGCAGUGUUGAUUGCAGCGUGGCAGGCGCUGGUGUUGGAACAGAACAGGCACACGAGAGGAGCACGUUAUGAUGGAGAUGGCAGAGCGGUGCCGCCAAAGACUGGUACUGGCGGUUGGGUGACUGCGGGGAGGCCUGCGUCGAGUAAUGAGUGGGCCGAGCCGACAGAUUGUCACGGUGGCCUGGCGGCGUUGUGAUGGAAGAGCAACAGUGAAGCGGGCGUGAAGAAGAAAGCGAGAGGAAGGAUUCGAAUGCAGAUGAGAAAAGCGAGAAGGAACACGAAUGUGCAGAAGAAGGCAAAGGGGAG